AGAGGGUCCUGGACUGUAGUCCCCUAACUCCCGCCCUGCGCCUCUAAGUGGUUGGGGUCGGGCCCCUCCUAGCGUCCCUAUCUAGGUCACCAGCGGGGAAGGGCUGAGCCGGGGGUGGCUGGAGGGCGACGAGCGGGCCGGCCGCCCCAGAGGUGGGCGAAGAGUCCGCGGUGGCCGGGCCUGCCCCCCUCACUCCCACUCGAUGGUAAUUCCAUCCCGGGCGGGUCAAGCCUCUCUCCCUCCCACGGCCAGCCGGUCCCUCCCCGUCGGCUUCCUUCGCCGCCCCCGCCUCCCCCCACCUCCGAAGACGCCGCGGCUCCAGGAGGACUUCACUCCCGGCAGCUGCCCUGCCUCGGCGCACUCCCCGGGGGGUCCUGGGCCAGCGCCCUCAGCCCUGCACCUCCGCACCCUGCUCGCGGGGACCCGCGGGGCCGCCCCCCCCCACCUCCCCCGGGAGACGCCCUUUCCCCGCGCGCCCGGGACUUGGUGAAACUUUGCGGGCGCCCGCGGUGCAAUGGAUUUGAUCCGAGGCGUCCUGCUCCGGCUCUUGCUCCUGGCUACCAGCCUCGGACCCCGCGCAGUGUCGCUCCGAGCAGCUCUCCGAAGGCCAGGCAAGGUGGGGCCGCCUCUCGAUAUCAUGCUGUCCUCAUUGAACUGCACAGCUUUCAGCAUCCAGUGGAAAAUGCCAAGGCAUCCCAAGAGCCCCAUCAUUGGGUAUACUGUCUUCUUCUCUGAGGUCGGCAGGGAUAAAUACCUGCAGGAGCAAUCCCACAGCGUGUCGCUCAGCCAGGACAGCCUGGCCAUGGGACAAUCUGAUCAUCCAGUGAUUUUUGAGGAAGUGAUUGGAGAUUUGAAGCCAGGCACUGAAUAUCGAGUGACCGUAGCAGCUUACAGCCAGACUGUCAAAGGGCGGCUUAGCUCUCCUCAGUAUGUUACCACUUUGCCCCAAGAUUCCUGCCUGCCUCCAACAGCACCCCAGCAGCCGCACAUCACUGUGGUCUCUGAUUCUGAGGUGGCCCUAUCUUGGAAACCUGGAAAGAGUGAAGGAAGCUCUCCCAUUCAGUACUAUUCUGUGGAAUUCAUUAGACCGGAUUUUGAAAAGAGUUGGACCUUAAUCCAAGAGCGGAUCCAGAUGGACUCCAUGGUUAUCAAGGGCCUCGAUCCAAAUACCAACUAUCAGUUUGCCGUGAGGGCCGUGAAUCGCCACGGCUCCAGCCCCCGCAGCCAGCGCAGCCACACCAUCAGGACCUCCUGCCCCGAGGAAGGAGGAAGUGGCCGCUAUGGACCUUGUUAUAUCACCAACAUGGGCGUUGGUGUGGAUGAUGAGGGAUUUGAAGAUGACUUAGAUUUGGAUAUUUCCUUUGAGGAGGUGGAACCACUUUAUGCUACUAAAAGAAGAAAUAGGAAAUUUUUUGUGGAAUCCAAGAUGGCACCCAAGUCAAACCCAAAGACUGUUUCUAGGCUUGUCCGCCCUACGCUAGCAUCUCUCCCAACAACUACAGUGGCUCCCCAGCCCACUCCAUUGGAGAGGAAAGGAAAGAAUGAUGUGGCUAUAAUGCCAAGGCUCUUUGACAUGUCUUGUGAUGAAAUUCUCUGCUCUGCUGAUAGCUUUUGUGCCAGUGACUACACCUGGGGGGGCUCACGGUGCCAUUGCAACCUGGGCAAAGGUGGUGCGACCUGCUCAGAAGAUAUUGCUAUACAGUAUCCUCAGUUCUUUGGCCACUCCUAUGUAAUCUUUGAACCUCUGAAGAACUCCUAUCAGGCAUUUCAAAUUACUCUUGAAUUUAGGGCAGAGGCAGAGGAUGGCUUAUUGCUCUACUGUGGAGAGAAUGAAUACGGGAGGGGCGACUUCAUGUCUCUGGCCAUUAUCCGACGCUCACUCCAAUUCAGGUUUAACUGUGGAACCGGGGUUGCCAUCCUCAUAAGUGAAACCAAAAUCCGACUAGGGAGCUGGCACACGGUGAUGCUCUACAGAGAUGGGCUGAACGGGCUGCUGCAGCUGAACAACGGCACCCCGGUGACCGGCAAGUCCCAGGGCCAGUACAGUAAAGUUACCUUCCGCACGCCCCUCUAUCUUGGUGGAGCUCCCAAUGCAUACUGGUUGGUCAGAUCAACAGGAACAAACAGAGGCUUUCAAGGCUGUGUGCAGUCGCUCACCAUUAAUGGGAAGAGAAUCGACAUGAGGCCCUGGCCCCUGGGAAGAGCAUUCGGUGGGGCCGACGUGGGGGAAUGCAGCAGUGGACUCUGUGACGAAGCCUCGUGUAUCAAUGGUGGCACCUGCAUGGCAGUCGACGCCGACUCCUACAUUUGCCUCUGUCCCCUUGGAUUUAAAGGGCGACACUGUGAAGAUGCUUUCACCCUGACCGUUCCUCAAUUCAGAGAGUCCCUGAGAUCCUUUGCUGCAGUGCCCUGGCCCCUGGAACCCCAGCAUUACCUUUCCUUUACGGAGUUUGAGAUCACAUUUCGGCCGGACUCGGGCGACGGCGUCCUCCUGUACAGCUAUGACACAGGCAGCAAAGACUUCCUGUCCAUCAGCAUGGCAGGGGGCCACGUGGAGUUCCGCUUCGACUGUGGCUCUGGGACCGGUAUUCUCAGGAGUGAAGAUCCCCUAACCCUAGGCCACUGGCAUGAGCUGCAUGUAUCUCGCACAGCAAAGAAUGGUAUCUUACAAGUGGAUAAGCAGAAGGUCGUGGAAGCAAUGGCAGAGGGAGGCUUCACACAGAUUAGGUGCAACACGGACAUCUUUAUUGGCGGAGUCCCCAAUUAUGAUGAUGUGAAGAAGAACUCAGGCAUCCUGAAGCCAUUCACCGGGAGCAUCCAGAAGAUCAUCCUGAACGACCGCACCAUCCAUCUGAGGCACGACUUCACGUGGGGUGUGAAUGUGGAAAAUGCGGCCCACCCCUGUGUGGGGGGCCCCUGCGCACACGGGGGCAGCUGCCGGCCCAGGAAGGAGGGCUACGAGUGCGACUGCCCCUUGGGCUUCGAGGGGCUGCACUGCCAGAAAGCCAUCACAGAAGCCAUCGAGAUCCCGCAGUUUAUCGGCCGCAGCUACCUGACAUAUGACAACCCAGAUAUCCUCAAGAGGGUAUCUGGAUCAAGAUCAAAUGCAUUCAUGAGGUUUAAGACAACUGCCAAAGAUGGUCUGUUGAUGUGGAGAGGAGACAGCCCCAUGAGACCCAACAGUGACUUCAUUUCCUUGGGCCUUCGAGAUGGAGCCCUGGUGUUCAGCUAUAACCUGGGCAGCGGCGUGGCAUCCAUCAUGGUUAAUGGCUCCUUCAAUGAUGGUCGGUGGCACCGAGUCAAGGCUGUUAGGGAUGGCCAAUCCGGAAAGAUAACUGUGGAUGACUACGGGGCCAGAACAGGCAAAUCACCUGGCAUGAUGAGGCAGCUCAACAUCAAUGGAGCUCUCUAUGUGGGUGGAAUGAAGGAAAUCGCUCUGCACACUAACAGGCAAUACAUGCGAGGCCUUGUGGGCUGUAUUUCUCAUUUCACCCUGUCCACCGAUUACCACAUCUCCCUCGUGGAAGACGCCGUGGAUGGGAAAAACAUCAAUACUUGUGGAGCCAAGUAACACCAGCUGGCCUUGCCCAAGGGACAUAGCCUUCUAUGCCGAGAAUCCCAGGGGCCCCAAGACCCUGCCUGACGCCAUACACAGAGGCACGGGGACCAGGUGUGUAUCUUCUCAUCAAGGAGAAAGUACCCCCUGAUGAGAAACUAGAACCAAGACAGGAGUCCCUGUGUGGCCUUUCCUGCUGACUCUCUGUGGGCCAAACCCAACGGAAUACUCUGUGUAGGAAGCAUCAAACUUUGUCCAUUGAAUGUGUAGGGGCUGCCAGAGAUCACACAUCGAUGCAAAUUCCAGAGCCUGUCUGCUGUAGCUCAAUGACUGUGUUGUGAUUCAUAGUGUAUAAAAAAAAAGAAAGGAAAAAAAAAUAGAGACCCAAAGGGCGGUAUUAAAAUACUUCCCUCCUUCCCUGACUCAUGACACUCUUACUGACAGCAGAAUAACUAUUUGACCUUGAACCUUGAAUUUCUCACCUUGGCCAAUGAAUUAUUAAUCCCUUCCACUCCUCAGUGGCUGGUUCAAUGUGCUCUGACUGUUCCAGGAAAAUAAGGUUGGGGGACAGCCGUGGAGUCACAGUAAUAAUGCCACCCCCCCCAAAGUUGAUCUUUAAUGAAAAAUCCCUACUUUUUAUAAUGCAAAUCUAAGAAAGUGGGCACCAUGAUUUUGUAGCUGUCUUUUUGUAUGUGUAUAUUUUUAUAGCUGCAGAUUGUCCACACCAUAUACUUUUGCAAGUUUGUGUGGACAACUCUGAAUUCUUUGCACAUUUCCUAAAAAUUUUCCCCCCAAAGAGACUUGUUCGGGCCCUUUGCGGCAUCCGUUGGAGUGGGAUGGUUAUCUUGAGGUGCGCACCUUGGGGAAGCUGACUAUUCUCUUACGGAAAAUGUGGAUGGCUCACGGAGAUGAACAUGAAGCUUCCAAAAUAAGAUUAACGGGCACGUGUUACUGAGGAGGGUCACUGUCAUUUUUAAGAGAGGGGGAACGUCUGUAGUGAACUUGAAUAAAAGAGAUGAAGAAGGCUAGA
Molecule: messenger RNA, 4586 nt
Organism: Canis lupus familiaris (dog)
Lineage: Eukaryota; Metazoa; Chordata; Mammalia; Carnivora; Canidae
Gene: EGFLAM
Product: EGF like, fibronectin type III and laminin G domains
Exons: 23
Coding region: 515-3571 (1018 amino acids)
Molecular function (GO): calcium ion binding; protein binding
Source: RefSeq, a predicted model, not a curated record